AUGACGAAGGUUUCUGCUCAUCGGUGCCGGUAUCGCAGGGACGAUGACGCCAUAUCUGGUGUCAAUUUAAUGUCUGGAGAAUGUGUUGUGUUACAUUGUUUCGCUGUGAUUCUUUACAUUCUCUUCUACAUCUCAUUGACAUUUGGAAAUGGACUUGAACAUCUGAACUAUUUUAUAAAAGUAGGAAACUGUCUUCUCAAGGAAGGUAAAACAUUGAUGACACUUGAUGUGGAUGCCUACGACUGUUCGAAGAGGUGUUUUGAAUCUUCUGCAUGUAAAUCCUUCGUGAGCAGAACGAUAAGUCCAAGCUGUAUUUUAUACAAAGAUGACGCAACAGAGAAAAUGCUAAUAGGCGCAACUAAUACCGAUUUUUAUCAGUUGAGAAGAUCUGUGCCGACCAAUUAUACAGACGGAAAAUGUCCGUUGGAUAUAGUUGACAGUGCUUAUCUCCCUAGUCGCAAUGACGUCGGUGGAUUGCAUGGUCUUAAUUAUACGACAUGUUUGUACAGCUGUGAAACAAAACCAAAUUGUCAGUCGUUUGACUACCAAAUAUAUACAAAAAAAUGCUUUUUGUCAAGUAAAACUCAUUCUGAUCACUUUUUGAAGUUUGGGACAAAUGGUGUUUACACUGAAUUAAACAAAAAACUUUGGAAUGACUUCAGACAGUCACAUACACUGGAGAAGAUUAAUUCCGUCGGUUGUGGUGUAAGAGUUCUCGACUCUUAUUAUUUCGUUGAAAAAAAAGUAAUUAAUGAUUCGACUGCUUAUUCAACUUUUUCCUUCAAACAAAAUCCAUAUCUCAACCUUGUAACCGAGGCCCAGGUGGAUGCUCACUCGGUUCUGGAUUGUUCACGUUUAUGUAUGGUUCUGUUGGUGGAAGCUGACACAAGUUGCAAAUGGGGCUGCGACAUGCAAUUUCGCAUGAACACCAGCGAUUCCUCCGCUCAUGACCGAGGAACCAUCAUAAUAUUAGGGGACACAAUUAUUUGUCAACACCAAUACGAAAGAGUAACCAAAAGUAACCGGAAACUUUCUCUGCGGAACAAGCCCGUUGUAGUUUAA
Molecule: messenger RNA, 1062 nt
Organism: Octopus sinensis (East Asian common octopus)
Lineage: Eukaryota; Metazoa; Mollusca; Cephalopoda; Octopoda; Octopodidae
Exons: 8
Coding region: 1-1062 (353 amino acids)
Source: RefSeq, a predicted model, not a curated record